CCGCCGUCGCUGCAGUGCGCAGGAGACCGCGGCCCGCGCCCUAGCGCGCCCGAGCCAGAGCCGGGCCGGGGUCCGCGCACCUGGCGGAUGUGGCCGGCUGCGCGCGCCAACGCAGCAGCCCGAGCAGCGGCCGCCGCCCGCGCGGCGGGGAUGCCCGGACGCCGGGCCCCGGGGCUGGGCCCCCGGCGGUAACCGGAGCGGGGGGGGCCGCGCCCCCCCUCCCCCCUCGCCGGUCCCAGAGCCGCAGCUGCUGCGCCCGCGCGCUCCCGGGGACAUUCUAACCGCCGCCGGGUCCCGCCGCCUCUCGCCCCGCUAUUAAUACCGGCGGCCCGGGAGGGGGGCGCAGCGUGCGCAGCGCAGCCAUGGGGACGCUGCUGGCCUUCGUGGUCGGCGCCGCACUGGUGUCCUCAGCCUGGGGGGGCUGCGUGGAGGUGGACUCGGAGACCGAGGCCGUGUACGGGAUGACCUUCAAAAUCCUGUGCAUCUCCUGCAAGCGCCGCAGUGAGACCACCGCCGAGACCUUCACCGAGUGGACUUUCCGCCAGAAGGGCACAGAGGAGUUUGUCAAGAUCCUGCGCUAUGAGAACGAGGUGCUGCAACUCGAAGAGGAUGAACGCUUUGAGGGCCGCGUGGUGUGGAACGGCAGCCGGGGCACCAAGGACUUGCAGGACCUGUCCAUCUUCAUCACCAACGUCACCUACAACCACUCGGGCGACUACGAGUGCCACGUGUACCGCCUGCUCUUCUUCGACAACUACGAGCACAACACCAGCGUCGUCAAAAAGAUCCACCUUGAGGUGGUGGACAAAGCCAACAGAGACAUGGCGUCCAUCGUGUCCGAGAUCAUGAUGUACGUGCUCAUCGUGGUGUUGACCAUCUGGCUCGUGGCAGAGAUGGUUUACUGCUACAAGAAGAUCGCCGCUGCCACGGAGGCUGCCGCACAAGAGAAUGCCUCGGAAUACUUGGCCAUCACCUCAGAAAGCAAAGAGAACUGUACGGGUGUCCAGGUGGCCAAAUAGCCCCGGCCCUGGGCUCCGCCUCAAGGAAGAGCCAGCCCUAACGGGGGAACAUCCAGGCGAGGCCUGCCCCUGAUGGGGGUUGGCCAUUCCUGGGCCUCCACAAGCCUCAGAGUCCUGCCAACGGAGCCUCCAGGGUGGGAGGGGGCAGGGGGCUCGGCUCACACCCCUAAUCCAGCCUUCUUCCUCCUGCCCCAUCACCCACCCACGCCAUGCAUGAUGGCUAAAGCAAUACUACCGCUGCCCCUACCCCUGCUUCUGCUGCCUGUUUGGGGGGGGGGGCGGUGAGGUGGGGGCAGCGGCUCCGCACCCCUCCUUCUUGCUGAUUUGCACACACUGACCGCUUCGGACAUGCACUAACGGGGGCCCAGCGCCUCCCUGCCCCCUCCCCGCCCAGUGGGGCUUGUGAUGGCUGGAACGGUUCGGGGCAGGGGGUUCCUGGACCCCCUCCCACUUCCCUCUGACCCCUGAUGCCAUUUCCCUUCCUGCUUCCUCCGGCUGGACCUGGGGUCUCCUCUCCCUGCAACGCACUCUCACCCCAGCCCAACCCACCCUCUCUCACCAGCCUUGGAUUGUGGCCACUUAGAAAGGGGCCCAUUCAGCCUCGUCUCUCUUUACACAAGUAGUUUUGUUCAUGAAAUAAAGAUUCUUGGACUUGA
Molecule: messenger RNA, 1675 nt
Organism: Cervus elaphus (red deer)
Lineage: Eukaryota; Metazoa; Chordata; Mammalia; Artiodactyla; Cervidae
Gene: SCN1B
Product: sodium voltage-gated channel beta subunit 1
Exons: 6
Coding region: 363-1019 (218 amino acids)
Biological process (GO): cardiac muscle cell action potential involved in contraction; sodium ion transport; regulation of heart rate by cardiac conduction
Cellular component (GO): voltage-gated sodium channel complex
Molecular function (GO): sodium channel regulator activity
Source: RefSeq, a predicted model, not a curated record